Messenger RNA from Perognathus longimembris pacificus (Pacific pocket mouse), 1650 nucleotides. RefSeq names its product hippocalcin like 1 (gene Hpcal1). Lineage: Eukaryota; Metazoa; Chordata; Mammalia; Rodentia; Heteromyidae. The coding region runs from base 395 to 976 and encodes 193 amino acids. The transcript has 5 exons. Gene Ontology annotation, molecular function: calcium ion binding. The record is from RefSeq and is a predicted model, not a curated record.
GCGGGCGGCGGCGGCGGCGGCAGGCGGCGGACCGACGGGCCAGCGGGCGCUCACACUUCGCUCCCUUCCAGGCCGCCCGCUUCCUUUUGUCUUUCCGGGCGGCGAUGAGCGCAGCGCCAGCGCGGCGGCUGCGGGCGACCGGACGCCCGCGCUCCUAGUCGCCUCCUCCGGCCUCGGCGCUCGUCCCGGGCAGCGCCCGCCGCAGCCUCCGCCGGCGCGGAACUUGGGCUCGGGAAGCCGGUGGAUCGCGCCCUGCGCCCUGCGCCCUGCGCGCCCGAGCCGGGGCAUGAUCUAGCUGCCGUCACCCGCACACCCACCCCUGCCGACCCGGCCCGACCCCCGCUCGUCUUGGCCUCCGCUCAGCCCCAGGUGUAGUUCCCCGCUGCCGGCCGCCAUGGGCAAGCAGAACAGCAAGCUGCGGCCCGAGGUGCUGCAGGACCUGCGGGAGAACACGGAGUUCACCGACCACGAGCUGCAGGAGUGGUACAAGGGCUUCCUGAAGGACUGCCCCACCGGCCACCUGACCGUGGACGAGUUCAAGAAGAUCUACGCCAACUUCUUCCCCUACGGCGACGCCUCCAAGUUCGCCGAGCACGUCUUCCGCACCUUCGACACCAAUGGGGACGGCACCAUCGACUUCCGGGAGUUCAUCAUCGCGCUCAGCGUCACCUCCCGGGGCAAGCUGGAGCAGAAGCUCAAGUGGGCCUUCAGCAUGUACGACCUGGACGGCAACGGCUACAUCAGCCGCAGCGAGAUGCUGGAGAUCGUGCAGGCCAUCUACAAAAUGGUGUCGUCGGUGAUGAAAAUGCCCGAGGACGAGUCCACCCCGGAGAAACGGACGGACAAGAUCUUCAGGCAGAUGGACACCAACAACGACGGCAAGCUGUCGCUGGAGGAGUUCAUCAAAGGUGCCAAGAGCGACCCCUCCAUCGUGCGGCUCCUGCAGUGUGACCCCAGCAGCGCCAGUCAGUUCUGAGGGCCCGGCCCGGGGACAGGGCAGAGAAGCAGCCUCGUGUGGCCGGUUCAGCUUCGCUUGCACCAGUGGCUGCCUCCUGCAGCCAUUCCCGCUCUCCCGGGAGGGGGGGGGGGCGGGGCCCGGUCCUGGUGGCCAUCACACCUGCGGGCCCGUGCCCCCUCCUCCACCUGCCCAGUGUGACCACCCAGCCCCUCCCAGGGCCGCUCCCAGCCAGGGCAUGAUGGGAGAUGGCCUCAGCUCCAGGGGGGCCCAGGGGUGGAGACUGGAGCCACCCCAGUGAACUGUGGGAUAGGUGGGAACCCAGGCAGAUGGGAGGAGACGGCCAAGUCCCUCCUGUGCAUGGCUCCGCCCCUCGCUCCCCCUCCCACCAGAGCCGCUGCAUGUACAUAGUCUGUGGUCCCCUUUCUUUUCAUGUAUAAAUUAUACGUAUGGUGAAGUGAAGUGUAACGUGCAGGUCCUGUAUUUAAUGCCCCCGAUUGCUCCUGCGGCAUGCCCCCCCCCCCCCCACCGUGGCCUGUGGUCCCCGAGCCUGGUUGUUUUGUGGUAUUUAUAUACUCGCAGUCUGCCCGAAUUCACGACGAGAUGCAUGCGCGUGCCAGGGCUGCAGAGAGCAGGCGUGCGCGCUCGGUCUUCCUGUUGAUUGGUCUGGCAUUUCUGGUAUUAAAUGGUUAUCA